Molecule: messenger RNA, 5883 nt
Organism: Nanorana parkeri
Lineage: Eukaryota; Metazoa; Chordata; Amphibia; Anura; Dicroglossidae
Product: myosin-3-like
Exons: 39
Coding region: 1-5802 (1933 amino acids)
Cellular component (GO): myosin complex
Molecular function (GO): cytoskeletal motor activity; actin filament binding; ATP binding
Source: RefSeq, a predicted model, not a curated record
AUGAGUAGUGAUCAUGAGAUGAUGGCCUACGGGGUGGCGGCCCCUUACCUCCGGAAGCCCGAGAAGGAGCGGAUCGAGGCCCAGAACCAGCCGUUUGAUGCCAAGACCUACUGCUUUGUCACUGACCCCACUGUGGAGUACGUCAAGGGGAAGAUACAGAGCAGCGAUGGCGGGAAUACCACUGUGGACACCGAGGACAACAAGAAUGUCUUCCCCAUGAAUCCGCCCAAGUUCGAUAAGAUCGAGGACAUGGCGAUGUUGACUCACCUGAACGAGCCGGCCGUGUUGUACAAUCUGAAGGAUCGGUAUAAAGCUUGGAUGAUCUAUACAUAUUCCGGCCUGUUCUGUGUCACCGUGAACCCCUACAAAUGGCUUCCCGUGUACAACCCCGAGGUGGUUAACGCCUACCGCGGCAAGAAGCGCCAGGAGGCUCCGCCCCACAUCUUCUCCAUCUCCGACAACGCCUAUCAGUUCAUGCUGACCGAUCGCGAGAACCAGUCCAUUCUCAUCACCGGAGAAUCCGGCGCCGGGAAGACGGUUAACACAAAACGCGUCAUCCAGUAUUUUGCAACAAUUGCAGCGGUGGCUGACGUGAAGAAGAAGGAAUCCACAAGUGGGAUAAAGGGCACACUGGAGGACCAGAUCAUCCAGGCCAACCCCCUACUGGAGGCCUUCGGCAAUGCCAAGACUAUCAGGAAUGAUAAUUCAUCCCGCUUUGGCAAAUUUAUCCGUAUUCACUUUGGCACCACCGGAAAACUGUCUUCUGCAGAUAUCGAAACGUAUCUGCUGGAGAAGUCCAGGGUCACCUUUCAGCUCCUGGCGGAGAGAAGUUAUCACAUCUUUUACCAGAUCUUGUCCAACAAGAAGCCGGAACUGAUCGACAUGCUGCUGGUCACGACGAACCCGUACGACUUCCCAUACAUCAGCCAGGGUGAGAUUUCCGUGGCGAGCAUCGAUGACACCGAGGAGCUGAUGGCUACAGAUAGUGCUAUUGAUAUUCUGGGCUUCACUCCCGAGGAGAAGGUUGGAAUCUACAAGUUAACCGGUGCCGUCAUGCAUUACGGCCUGUUGAAAUUCAAGCUAAGACCGCGGGAAGAGCAGGCCGAGCCCGAUGGGACAGAAGUGGCCGAUAAAACGGCGUACCUCACAGGUCUGAAUUCUGCGGACUUACUAAAAGGGCUCUGCUUCCCUCGGGUGAAGGUGGGGAACGAGUAUGUGACGAAGGGGCAGACUCCGGAGCAGGUGCACCAAAAUGUGAAUGCGCUUGCCAAGUCUAUCUAUGAGAAGCUCUUCCUGUGGAUGGUGACCCGCAUUAACCAGCAACUCGAUACCAGGCUCCCCAGACAGCAUUUCAUUGGUGUGCUGGAUAUUGCCGGAUUCGAAAUCUUUGAGUUGAAUAGCUUGGAGCAGCUUUGUAUCAACUUCACCAAUGAGAAGCUGCAGCAGUUCUUCAACCACCACAUGUUUGUGCUGGAACAAGAGGAGUACAAGAAGGAAGGUAUCGAGUGGGAGUUCAUUGACUUCGGCAUGGACUUGGCCGCCUGCAUUGAGCUUAUUGAGAAGCCAAUGGGCAUCUUCUCCAUCCUGGAAGAGGAGUGCAUGUUCCCCAAGGCGACUGACACUACCUUCAAGAACAAGCUGCACGACCAACAUCUGGGCAAGUCCAGCAAUUUUCAGAAGCCAAAAGUGGCCAAAGGCAAAGCCGAGGCUCACUUCUCCCUCAUCCACUAUGCCGGGACAGUAGACUACAACAUCAAGGGUUGGCUGGAGAAGAACAAGGACCCGCUGAAUGAAACCGUGGUGGGACUCUACCAGAAAUCUUCCAUGAAAAUUCUGGCCAAUCUGUAUGCCACCUAUGCCGCAACUGAUGCAAGUGAGGGAACCAAGAAAGGAGCGAAGAAGAAAGGCUCCUCAUUUCAGACCGUGUCUGCGCUUUUCAGGGAGAACCUCAACAAGCUGAUGUCCAACCUGAGGACCACUCAUCCCCAUUUUGUGAGGUGCCUCAUCCCUAAUGAGACUAAAACUCCAGGUGAAAUGGACCACCAUCUUGUGCUGCAUCAGCUGAGGUGUAACGGUGUGCUGGAGGGAAUCCGGAUUUGCAGGAAGGGAUUUCCCAACAGGAUCCACUAUGGAGAUUUCAAGCAAAGGUACCGUAUACUGAACGCCAGCGCCAUCCCCGAGGGACAGUUCAUAGACAGUAAGAAGGCCUGCGAGAAGCUCCUGGCCUCCAUCGAUCUCGAUCAAACGCAGUACAAGUUCGGACACACGAAGGUCUUCUUUAAAGCCGGUCUCCUGGGCACCCUGGAGGAGAUGCGGGAUGACCGCCUGGCCCUCCUCAUCACUCGCACACAGGCGUUAUGUCGGGGCUUCCUGAUGCGGCUGGAGUACCAGAAGAUAUUGGAGAGAAGGGAGUCCAUUUUUACAAUUCAGUACAACAUCCGAUCGUUCAUGAAUGUGAAACACUGGCCGUGGAUGAAGCUCUACUUCAAGAUCAAGCCGCUGCUUCGAAGUGCUGAGACCGAGAAGGAGAUGGCGGCCAUGAAAGAGGAGUUUGCCAAAACCAAAGAAAACCUGGCCAAGUCAGAGGCAAAGAGGAAGGAGCUGGAAGAGAAGAUGGUGAAGCUUCUGCAGGAGAAGAAUGACCUCCACCUGCAGGUUCAAUCUGAAACAGAGAAUUUAACAGAUGCUGAGGAGAGAUGCGAUCAGCUGAUCAAAACCAAGAUCCAGUUGGAGGCCAAAAUGAAGGAUCUGAGUGAGCGGCUGGAGGACGAGGAGGAAUCAAACGCCGAGCUGACUGCCAAGAAGAGGAAACUGGAGGAUGAGUGUUCCGAGCUGAAGAAGGACAUUGAUGACUUGGAGUUGACCUUAGCUAAGGUUGAGAAAGAGAAGCAUGCAAUAGAAAACAAGGUUAAAAACCUCACCGAAGAAAUGGCCGCCCUGGAUGAAACCAUCGUCAAGCUGACCAAGGAGAAGAAAGCUCUCCAAGAAGCCCACCAACAGACCUUGGAUGAUCUUCAGGCUGAGGAGGACAAAGUCAACUCCUUGACCAAACUAAAGACCAAAUUAGAACAGCAAAUUGAUGAUCUGCAAGGCUCCCUGGAACAAGAGAAAAAGGUCCGCAUGGACAAUGAGAGGGCCAGGAGGAAGCUCGAGGGGGAUCUGAAGCUUGCCCAGGACUCCAUCAUGGAUUUGGAAAAUGAAAGACAACAGCAGGACGAAAAACUGAAAAAAAAAGACUUUGAGAUCAGCCAGCUGUUGAGCAGAAUAGAAGAUGAACAACUUCUGGGGAUUCAGUCACAGAAGAAAAUAAAAGAACUUCAGGCUCGCAUUGAGGAGCUGGAAGAGGAGAUGGAAUCGGAAAGAGCAACGCGCGCCAAGGCAGAGAAGCAGAGGUCUGAAUUGUCGAGGGAGCUGGAGGAGAUCAGUGAGAGGCUGGAAGAGGCCGGAGGAGCCACGGCCACGCAGAUCGAGGUCAAUAAGAAGAGGGAGUCAGAGUUUCAGAAGAUGCGCCGGGACCUGGAGGAAAUGUCGCUCCAGCAUGAUUCCAUGGUGGCAACUUUACGCAAGAAGCAAUCGGAUAACGCUGCCGAGUUUGGGGAACAGAUUGACAACCUGCAGAGGGUAAAGCAGAAGCUGGAGAAGGAGAAGAGUGAGAUGAGGAUGGAGAUUGAUGACAUCAACGGCAAUCUGGAGAAUGUCACCAAGACAAAGGCCAACUUGGAGAAGAUGUGUCGUACUCUGGAGGAUCACCUGAGCGAAUUCCGAUCCAAGGCUGAGGAGAACCAGAGGAACGUGGCGGAGCUGACCAUGCAGAGAGCCCGCCUGCAGACCGAGUCUGGGGAGCUGGCUCGUCAGCUGGAGGAGAGGGAGGCUCUGGUGUCGCAGCUUUCUAGAUCCAAACAGGCCUUUACCCAGCAGAUCGAAGAGCUGAGGAGAAUGAUGGAAGAAGAGGUGAAGGCGAAGAAUGCUUUGGCUCACGGCUUGCAAUCCUCCCGCCAUGACUGUGACCUCCUCAGGGAGCAGUAUGAGGAGGAGCAGGAGGCCAAGUCGGAACUACAGCGAACGCUGUCCAAGGCCAAUGGGGAAGUGGCACAAUGGAGGACUAAAUAUGAAACAGACGCCAUUCAGCGCACAGAGGAGCUGGAAGACGCCAAGAAAAAGCUUGCCCACCGCCUCCAGGAGGCUGAGGAGCAUAUUGAGGCAGUCAACUCAAAGUGUGCCUCUCUAGAGAAGACCAAACAGAGGCUGCAGGCAGAAGUGGAGGAACUGAUGAUCGACGUGGAGAGGGCGAAUUCCCUGGCAGCUGCUCUGGACAAAAAACAGAAGAACUUCGACAAGAUUCUGGCCGAGUGGAGGCAGAAGUACGAGGAGUCCCAAUCUGAGCUGGAGUCGUCCUUGAAGGAGUCGAGAUCUCUGAGCACCGAGCUCUUCAAGAUGAAGAAUUCCUAUGAGGAGACUUUAGACCAAUUGGAGACCAUCAAGCGAGAGAACAAGAACCUCCAACAGGAGAUCAUAGACUUGACGGAACAAGUGUCCUUCAGCGGGAAGACUAUCCAUGAGCUGGAGAAAGCCAAGAAGCAGGUUGAGAUGGAGAAGAGUGAAAUGCAAGCGUCUCUGGAAGAAGCAGAGGCAUCUCUGGAGCAUGAAGAGGCCAAGAUCCUUCGUAUCCAACUGGAACUGACCCAAGUGAAGGCCGACAUUGACAGAAAGGUGGCCGAGAAAGAUGAAGAGAUUGACCAGUUGAAAAGGAAUUACCAGAGAUCAAUGGAAACCAUGCAGACUGCCUUAGACUCUGAGAUAAGGAGCAGAAAUGAGGCCAUCCGAAUCAAGAAGAAGAUGGAAGGUGACCUUAAUGAGAUGGAGAUACAACUGAGUCACGCCAACCGCAUUGCCGUAGAAGCUCAGAAAUACCUGCGCAACGUCCAAGGGCAACUAAAGGACGCUCAGAUCCACCUUGACGACGCUCUCCGGGGACAGGAAGAUCUGAAGGAGCAGCUCGCCAUAGUUGAACGAAGAAAUAACUUGAUGGUGGCAGAAAUCGAGGAGCUGAGAGCAGCUUUAGAACAGACCGAGAGGUCCCGGAAAAUGGCGGAACAAGAGCUUCUGGAUGUCACGGAGCGCGUCCAACUGCUGCACUUCCAGAACACAAGUCUUAUCAGCACCAAGAAGAAGCUGGAGAUCGAUGUGUCGCAGCUUCAAGGAGAGAUCGAGGACACCACCAAGGAGGCUCGCGAUGCAGAGGAGAAGGCCAAAAAGGCCAUUACUGAUGCUGCCAUGAUGGCUGAAGAGCUGAAGAAAGAGCAGGACACCAGCGCUCACCUGGAGAGGAUGAAGAAGAACCUGGACCAGACUGUGAAGGACCUUCAGCUCCGUCUAGAAGAAGCUGAGCAGUUGGCUAUGAAAGGAGGGAAGAAGCAGCUCCAGAAACUGGAGGCCAGGGUGAGAGAACUGGAGAUGGAGCUGGAUCUGGAGCAGAAGAGGAGCGCCGAUGUCAUUAAAGGUAUCCGGAAAUAUGAGAGACGCGUCAAAGAGCUGAUAUUUCAGGCUGAAGAGGACAGGAAGAAUAAUCUGAGACUCCAAGACCUGGUGGAAAAACUGCAGCUGAAAGUGAAAUCCUACAAGAGGCUGACGGAGGAUGCGGAAGAACAUUCGAACACCAACCUAUCGAAGUGUCGCCGCGUGCAGCAUGAACUGGAGGAGGCGGAAGAGAGAGCGGAUAUUGCUGAAUCUCAGGUUAACAAGCUACGGCUGAAGACCCGGGAGACGAUCUCCACCAAGGUGAUUGUGUCCAGCGUAGAAUAAGCUGAAUGUGGACCGGAACACGGCAAUGAGAUGCACAUAAUGUGUGUUCCAUGAGGUGGCAUCCUUCAGUGUCAGACCAGU